CAUAUGCAUGCAUGCAACAACAAAAAGAUUUCUGCGUAUCAAUAGCACGUUUUGCUGUUUAUAUUUGACGUACUAUUUAUACGCAUUUUCACACACACACACACACACACACCUUCAGAAGCUCAAAUCCUCCCACUGAGCCCCGGUUUCCACGACACUCUCUGACCAAUGAGCGUGUGAGUGACGGUAAGACCGGACAGCACGAGACCGUUUCAGUACCUGCUGAUGUGCUCACGCAUAGAAUAGAAUAGAAUAGAAUAGAAUAGAAUAGAAUAGAAUAGAAUAGAGAAUGACCGGUCUGCGAAUAUCGUGGAACUCCUGCUCCUGAACAAAAGGUGCGGCCUGCGCGGGUCAGAUGUGUCGGAUCUCUGUCUGGAUCUGAGCUCGGUGACCGGAGCGAUGAAGGAGAAGUCAAAGACGGCGGCGAGGACGCGGCGCGAGAAGGAGAACAGCGAGUUUUACGCGCUCGCCAGAAUGUUGCCGUUACCGUCGGCCAUCACGACUCAGCUGGACAAAGCGUCCAUCAUCCGACUGACCAGCAGCUACCUGAAGAUGCGACUGGUGCUCCCUCCAGGUUUGGGGGAGGUUUGGGGUCGGAGCAGAUCUUUAGAAAACACAAACCUUGAGCUCGGAUCUCAUUUACUGCAGGUAAUAAUCAGCAAGAUGCUCCAGACGUUAGACGGCUUUAUAUUCGUGGUGGCUUCCGAUGGGAAGAUCAUGUACAUCUCAGAGACGGCGUCAGUUCACCUGGGCCUUUCACAGGUAGAGCUGACCGGGAACAGUAUUUAUGAGUACGUCCAUCCGGCCGAUCACGAGGAGAUGACCGCGGUCCUGACGCCUCAGCCCUCGCUGCACUCUCAGCUCAUCCACGAGCAUGAAGCAGAGCGCUCGUUCUUCUUAAGAAUGAAGUGUGUUUUGGCCAAACGUAACGCCGGGCUGACGAGUGGAGGAUAUAAGGUCAUCCACUGCAGUGGCUAUCUGAAGACGUCCACGCUGGACUGCUAUCAGAAUGUGGGUCUGGUGGCGGUGGGACACACUUUACCUCCCAGCGCCGUCACCGAGAUCAAGCUUCACAGCAACAUGUUCAUGUUCAGAGCCAGUCUAGACAUGAAGCUCAUCUUCCUGGACUCCAGGGUUUCAGAGCUGACAGGAUAUGAGCCACAGGACCUGAUUGAGAAGACCCUGUAUCAUCACGUGCACAGCUGUGACAGCUUUCACCUGCGCUGCUCUCAUCACCUCCUGCUGGUCAAAGGUCAGGUGACCACUAAAUAUUACCGCUUCCUGUCCAAACACGGCGGCUGGGUUUGGGUGCAGAGUUACGCCACCAUCGUUCACAAUAUUCGCUCGUCUCGUCCACACUGCAUCGUCAGCGUCAACUACGUCCUCACGGACACGGAGUACAGAGGACUGGCGCUGUCUCUGGAGCAGCUAAAGCCCAGCAAACCUGCGUUCCCUUACGCAAACCAGACCCCAGCCAAGAGCCACGCUUCUCCGUACUCUCAGCAGUUUCCCUUCUUCCAGCCCGAGCGCUCAGAUUCUGAUCGCGACAGCCAAUGGGACGGCAGCCCUCUGACAGACUCCGCCUCCCCGCAGCGACUGGACACGUGUGCUCAAACACACACACACACACACGCCUCACACACACAGAGAGAGGGAUGGUGGGAUGCCACUAAAGCAACUCAACACGUCCAUCAAACUCACGCUCACUGGGACGAGGAGCGUGUGGACGGAUCUCCAGGCUCCUCGGGCGAUUCGGGAGACAGUUCAGGGAUUUCCCAGAGCCGGAUGGGUGCCAGACAGGAGCCGAUUAAAGUGGAGGACGGCUGCAUGAGUGACGUCUUCUCGUCCGUCUGUAGAGGACCGCCCCGUCUCGUCCUGCACCGAGACGACAGAGACGAGAGUCCAGCCUCGCUGUCCGCUCUGAGCAGUCCCGGCUCCGACAGACUGUCCCGUUAUGACGUGAACACACACAUGCACUUUCAGACCAGCACCACACACAACGGCACAUCGGUCAUCAUCACCAACGGCAGCUGACCGCAAAACACCUGCUGCUUUAC
Messenger RNA from Carassius carassius (crucian carp), 2057 nucleotides. RefSeq names its product SIM bHLH transcription factor 1b (gene sim1b). NCBI's taxonomy places the organism in Eukaryota, Metazoa, Chordata, Actinopteri, Cypriniformes, Cyprinidae. Gene Ontology annotation, biological process: regulation of transcription by RNA polymerase II. The coding region runs from base 400 to 2034 and encodes 544 amino acids. Gene Ontology annotation, molecular function: protein dimerization activity; DNA-binding transcription factor activity, RNA polymerase II-specific; RNA polymerase II transcription regulatory region sequence-specific DNA binding. The record is from RefSeq and is a predicted model, not a curated record. The transcript is spliced from 12 exons.